Messenger RNA from Pectinophora gossypiella (pink bollworm), 1996 nucleotides. RefSeq names its product juvenile hormone esterase-like. Lineage: Eukaryota; Metazoa; Arthropoda; Insecta; Lepidoptera; Gelechiidae. Bases 35 to 1723 code for a protein of 562 amino acids. The transcript is spliced from 3 exons. The record is from RefSeq and is a predicted model, not a curated record.
GGAUGUGUGGCAGGUUAGUGUGACCGGCGCAGUCAUGUGGCUUGGUCGUUUGUUGUGCGUUGUUGCGGUGUGCGCGUACGCGCAGGCGUUCCUCGAGGACUCUCGCGUUGUGCGCACGGCCCAGGGCUCUGUACGCGGCUACCGGGCCCCUGAAGGAGACCUCUUCGUCUUCUACGGUAUCCCUUACGCCACUGCCCCCACCGGCAAGGACAGAUUCAAGGCUCCAUUGCCAGGGCCAAUAUGGAUGACUACACUAGACGCUGUCGACAAAGGGAUAAUCUGCCCUCAGGCUGACCCCUGGAAAAUGAUGGCAGGGCUUAAUAAAACUAUGCAAGAGGACUGUCUUCUUGCUAACGUAUAUGUACCUGACACAGAAGAGACCAAUCUUCCAGUAGUAGUUAUGGUGCACGGAGGAGCUUACCAAAUAGGAUUCGGUGAUAUGGGGACACCGAAAAACAUAGUACGGUCCAAGAAAGUUAUUGUUGUGAACUUCAACUACCGUCUCGGAGCACACGGAUUUCUGUGCCUGGGAACUCCUGAUGUCCCUGGCAAUGCUGGAAUGAAGGACCAAGUGGCUGCUCUUCGAUGGGUCAACAAAAACAUCGCCAAGUUCGGAGGAAACCCUAACGAAGUCACCAUCUCAGGCUAUAGUGCCGGUUCUUCUGCAGUCGACCUUCUAAUGCUAUCCAAAACAACUAAAGGUCUCUAUCACAGAGUUAUACCCGAAAGUGGCGCCAAUGUGGCUAUGUGGUCAGUCCAAGUAGAUCCCGUUGAUAACGCAGUAAUGUUUGCGAAAUCAUUAAUAUUCGAUAAUGUUAGUGACAUUUACGCCUUAGAAGAAUUCUAUAAAACUCUCUCGUACGAGAAAUUAAUGAGCGAUGCACACUUAGUUAGAAAAGACAAUGAUUUCCUAUUUUCGCCCUGCGUAGAGCGAAAUACUGGAGUCGAGAUGUUCCUUGAUGAUAAUCCAGUUAAUAUUUUAAAGAAAGGAAAAUAUAAUAAAGUUCCCAUGCUGUAUGGAUUUGCUAAUAUGGAAGGCCUGUUUCGGGUGCAAUUUGGUUUCGAUCAAUUUGUUGUUGGCAUGAACGAGAAGUUUUCGGAUUUUCUACCACGUGACUUACAAUUCGAAAGCGAAGCUGAGAAGGAGAAAGUGGCGAAGGAGAUUAAGGAAUUUUAUUUUGGAGACAAAAAUAUUGGACCGGAGACCAUCUUGGGUUACAUUGACUUAUUUACCGAUGUAAUGUUCGCUUACCCAACCCUUAGGGCUGUUCAAUUGCACUUGGAGGCGGGUCACGACAAGAUCUAUUUGUAUGAGUUUGCUUUUGCUCCUGAAGUGCUGCCGAUGCCAAAAGGAGUUACGGUGAAAGUAGACGGCGCUAAUCAUUGUGCACAGACAUCGACUGUGUUAGACGGAGGUGGUAUGAUUAUGCAUAACAAGGAUGAAAGCCAGCUCUCCGAGGAUGUGCUGAAGAUGAAAGCAUUAACGCGAGAACUGUGGCUUAAUUUCAUGACAACAGGAAACCCGACGCCUCCAGGGAGUAAGUUGCCGUCGUGGUCGCCGGUGGGCGCCGGCCGCUCGCCGCACAUGUUGUUGGACCUGUCGCCGCGCAUGCGCGGGGAGCUGCUGCCGGAGCGUGCACGCUUCUGGGAUGACAUCUACUCGCGCUACUAUCGUGCGCCCGCGCCACCACCCACACCUCCUCCUAGACAUUCUGAGCUUUAAAUGCUAUAAUUAUAAUGUUUGUUUCCGUAGUGUUUCUUUUGGCCUAAAGAGUCAAACAUGGUAACCUAGCAAAUAAUAAGUAAGUAGAUAAUUAAAAAUCAAAAGAGACAAAAGUGUAAAUAUCCCAGUAAGUAUACAAUUUUACUUGUCCGCGUCGAGAAUUAAGGUGUGAGAUGCGAUCAUUAAGUAUAUUUUUUUAAUGUUGACUACAGCACUUGAUUGUGUUAGGGCAAUUUGUACAAAUAAUAAAAAAACAAUUUUUUCGCCACGAAA